This is a messenger RNA of Melanotaenia boesemani (Boeseman's rainbowfish), 3330 nucleotides long. It is a transcript of the gene rhot2, whose product is annotated as ras homolog family member T2. The record is from RefSeq and is a predicted model, not a curated record. Lineage: Eukaryota; Metazoa; Chordata; Actinopteri; Atheriniformes; Melanotaeniidae. The transcript has 19 exons. Gene Ontology annotation, biological process: mitochondrion organization; regulation of mitochondrion organization; mitochondrion transport along microtubule. Gene Ontology annotation, cellular component: mitochondrial outer membrane. The coding region runs from base 209 to 2065 and encodes 618 amino acids. Gene Ontology annotation, molecular function: GTPase activity; GTP binding; calcium ion binding.
AGAAAGAAGCUAAACACAAGUUGUCCACCAGAGGGCGUCUUUCUGCAGCCUGCUCUGUAUGAACCGGAAAGAUAUGGUUUCACCUUGGGUGCAUAUCUCUGAAAGAGGCGCACGUUUGGUUUGAGCUGGUAAUUUGACAUUCAAAUGAAAGUUAUAUGUCUCUGUAGCAGCUCGGUGCGUCUAGCUGUUCUUCGGAGAGUGAAGAAACAUGAAACAAGACGUCAGGAUACUUCUGUUGGGGGAACCCAAGGUGGGGAAGACCUCCCUAAUCAUGUCCCUGGUUGGAGAAGAGUUUCCAGAGGUGGUGCCCCCCAGAGCUGAGGAGAUCACCAUCCCUGCUGAUGUAACUCCAGAGAAGGUGCCCACUCACAUUGUGGACUACUCGGAAAAAGAGCAAAGCGAUGAAGUCCUUAGAGAUGAGAUCAUCAAGGCUAAUGUGGUGUGUGUGGUGUAUGAUGUCACCAAUGAGGAUACAAUAAAUAGGAUUAAAACCAAAUGGAUACCCUUUGUAAAUGGAGAUGCUGAGAAAGGGAGCAAGAUUCCUAUCAUCCUUGUGGGAAACAAAUCUGAUCUGCGUAGUGGAAGUUCAAUGGAAACCAUUCUUCCCAUCAUGAACCAGUUCUCUGAGAUUGAGACGUGUGUUGAGUGUUCUGCAAAAAACCUCAAAAACAUUUCAGAGCUGUUCUACUAUGCACAGAAGGCUGUCCUCCACCCUACUGCUCCUCUUUAUGACCCUGAGGAUAAACAGCUAAAACCAGCAUGUGUUCGAGCCCUGAGCAGAAUAUUCUACGUUUCAGACCAGGAUAAUGACCGCAUCCUCAGUGAUGCUGAACUCAACAGCUUUCAGAAAUCUUGUUUUGGAAAUCCUCUAGCACCUCAAGCUUUGGAAGAUGUGAAAACUGUAGUUUGGAAGAACACCAGUGAUGGAGUACAAGACAAUGGCCUGACCCUCAAUGGUUUCUUGUUUCUUAAUACAUUAUUUAUCCAAAGGGGCCGGCAUGAAACCACGUGGACCAUCCUCAGGAAGUUUGGUUACGACGACAACCUUGAGUUGACUGAUGAUUACCUUUACCCUGAACUGCGAGUUCCUGUUGGCUGCACCACGGAGCUCAACCACUUUGGUCGCCAGUUCCUCCAGCGAUUAUUUGACAAGUAUGAUGAAGAUAAGGACUCUGCCCUGUCACCAACAGAGCUUAAGAACCUGUUUUGCGUAUGUCCUUAUAUGCCUUGGGGUGCAGAUGUCUUUGUGACUGUACCAACCACAGACGAGGGCUAUAUUUCUAAUCACGGUUACCACUGUCAGUGGGUGUUGUCUGCAUACCUUGACAUCCACCGUUGCCUGGAGCACCUAGGAUACCUAGGCUACCCUAUCCUCACUGAGCAGGAGUCACAGACUGCUGCAGUCACAGUGACACGGGAGAAAGAGGUGGAUUUGGAAAAGCGGCAGACUCAGCGAACAGUGUUUCUCUGCAAGGUGAUUGGACCACGAGGGACAGGGAAGACAGUCUUUCUCCAGUCCUUUGUGGGGCGCCACGUUCUGAAUAAAAGAAAUCCCAGCAGUGCCUUCUCACCAUAUGUCAUAAAUACAGUCCAAGUCAGCAACCAGGAGAAAUACCUCAUUCUUCAUGAGGUAGAUGUGGAGACAGAGUUCCUGAAGGCAUCAGACGCCUCCUGUGAUGUCGCUUGUCUCAUGUAUGACAUCAGUGACCCCCAUUCUUUCGACUAUUGUGCCAGUAUAUACAAGCAACAUUACAUGGAGAGCAACAUCCCAUGUGUGCUGGUUGCCUCCAAGGUGGACCUUCCUGAAGUCAAGCAGUUCCAUGGGAUGACUCCAGCAGAGUUCUGCUACAAACACCGUCUGCCUCCACCGCUGCCCUUCUCCAGCCUGUUACUCGACUCCACCAGCAAGAACAUCUACUCCAGGCUUGCCUGGGCAGCAAUGUACCCACACCUGAAUGGUUCAGACAUGAGCAGCACAUCAUUCUGGCUCAGGGUGGCGUUGGGCUCGGCUGUGGUUGCAGUUCUUGGUUUUGCUAUUUACAGAGCUGUAGCUAGACUGAAAUGACCAACUGGAGACUUUUUUUUUUUUUUUUUUUUUAAAUAAAAACCUCCAUCCAUCAAGACCAAACUUCUAAGACCAGAUCUAGAAUCACUGCAGUCUGAACAGAAGAAAGUCCACUUCACCCUCAAGUCUCCCAGGAAUACGUUUGCCAUCCUGUCUGACCGCUUCACUUUGAAGUCAUUUGAUCACAGCAGUCCGGAGGCAAUUGGAUAUUGGUGAUCAUGUUAUUCCACAUGCUGCCAGCUUUUUCUGCCUUAUAUUGUCUAACCAGGCUAAGUAGGGGAUACCCUGUCUGUGCUUGAUACACAAAGAAUUGCUACUGUUAGUGUCCAAAAAGGUGCUUUAUCAGGGGGAGGGCCUGCAGGAUAAUUGUGUCACGUCCUCUGCUUUCCCCUUCGAUGUGGGAGUGUUAAAGGUGCAAAAAUGCUGUGUUUCUGAGCAUAACAGGUAAAAUGCCAAAUUGACUGGAACCAAAAUGGGGGGCAUUGGAAUAAUUGUUAAGAGAGGACACCCUUACCGGCUGCUGCCCAAAUCUCUAACAUGAACAUUGCUUUUAUUUUUGCCCAGGACAAAACAGAGUGGAGAUGUUUAUCUGAUUGCCAAAUAACCUGAGCAGCAAUGGGUAGUUUUAGCAUGUUGUCACUCUUUUAGGCAUAUCAUUCAGCCCGAAAACAAAUCAUCUUUAGCUUGAAUCUUUUUGUUAAAAUGUUUUUAGCAGUAAGUCUUCCAUGAAAAUGCUGCAACGAGGAGAGAUUGCUCUUUGCAUGAAGAAACCUUGCUUUUUAUGUGAGAGGUGAUUUGUAUUAGCGUAAAGAACGUAAAGAAAUUUCUACAGUUCAAAGAGUUUAAGGCUUAAAAACUGUGGUGUUAAAGAAUGAUUUCUGCCUCCAGUUUCCCUCUGCUCUGCUCACAUUGACAUGGAAUUUAUUUUAUAAACAAAAAUGGACUGGUAAUCUGUGCUUUUCUCUUCUUAAACCUGCCACGUUUGACACAAUCUGUCGCAGUUUCAACGAGUUGACUGUUGCUUAAUUAAUCUGAGGACCUGUUGUUUGUGUGGGAUGCAAAUCACAAAACUGUGACUUUUCAAACAGUGUUUUCUUACUGACAGUAAACUGAUUUAGAUGCUUAAUAAAAGAUCAGACUGGGCUGUGAGUUCUCGCAAAAAGACAUUUGGGUGUUGACAUGAAAAAUGCACACUGUGACUAAUGUAAUACGUUUGAUAGCAGGUAUUUAAAACUUCUAUACAUAAUAUAACCUUGUCAACAUUG